AUGCCCCGGGCGUCAAGCUCGUCCUCUACGAGACCCACAGCCGCCUUCGAUUCUCCCCAUCCAAAUGUCCUGAAAAGAAACCGGGUAUUUCAAGACCACUCCUCGGGUUUUCUUAGGUCUAACUUCACCUUUCUCCUGUGUUAUAGGCCUGUCAUCAAUGCCGACGAAGAAAGCUGCGACGCGAAACGCCCGUGCUCCACAUGCGUGCGUUCUCAUGCCCAUGCAUUGUCUCAUGCGCCAUCGGGUACAAAUCUUCCGUCCGCGCCAGAGUGUACAUUCGACGAUGUCGUAGACGCAGUGGCGCCGGCAACUGAUGGACCAAAGAACAGAUAUGAAAGAUUGGAAAACAGAAUUAAUGAACUCGAAGCGCUACUGGGACAAAAGGAAAAAGGGUCUUCGGCGUCCCCUGAACCUGGGACUACUUCUUCUGGACAAUCUAUGGCAGAUGUUUAUCCGUCAUUCAAUGAAUCCAGUUUCCCAAGCCGAUAUCGGCUCACAAACUCAUCAGACGGCUCUCAGGUUCAGCAACAAUAUCCUUCUCAAGCAACCUACUUUGACUCUAUCGUCAAUACGAAUUCAACACCCACGAGCUUUCCACUGCCCUCAGCGAAUUUGGAUUUAGUUUGGCCUAACUGGCCGCAAGAUCUCCCUCCUCCGGAUCUAUUACGACACCUUGUUGACGUUUUCUUUGUAUUCCAUCCGCAUGCUAAUCGAUUGUUUCACCUGCCCACCUUUAUGCACACAUUGAACCUACCCCCAAGCCAUCCCAAGUUCCCCAGUACGCCCGUUCUCCACGCAAUCUGUGCCAUUGGCAGUCUUUACACAGCUGCUGUUACGUCGCCGCCUCUGCCUAAUUUUGACAAAGUACCUCCAGACGAAAUUUUUUUGGAAAGACUUCGGUCUAAGGAACAGCGGCCUGAUUCAUUUGCUGAGCAUCAGGCUAAACUUGCUCGCGAGACAGGUGAAAAGCUGAACACGCUUGGAGAAGAUCUUUUUCAGGUCCUGCAAGCAAACAUCAUCCUUACUUGGUUCUAUUGGUCUCAUGGGAGAUGGGUCGAUAUUUUUCUCAACUCUGCCCACUGCCUCCGACUAACUAUUCCAUUGGGCUUAAAUAUGUGUCCUCCGUUCCAUUCUAUAACAAAAUCGGAAAGACCUCAAUCCAUUAUACCCUCGGCAAAGACAGUCGUCGAAGACGAAACACGACGGAAUGCCUUCUGGUUGGCAUAUGCCACUGAACGUCAGCAUGGAUGCGGUAAUGGCUGGGCCCUCAGUGUCGAUGAUCAAGACAUUUCACAGCUACUACCAGUUCGCGGCGACCAAUUCGACCAAGGGACUCUUGUGACUCCGAUGGCGCGUCAAUGGGCCCAUACUCGAAAUCUUCUUCUUGUUCACGCAGACAAUCAGACAGAUUCUUUCCUCCUUUAUAUCAAAGGUACAAUCAUGCUCUCCCAUGUCAAGACUUUCAACAUGCGAUUUAGGUCAAGACAUUUCGCUGGUGACUCGGCUGUCACCAGUCCUUACAAUGAUGUCGUUCAGUCGUCAGAUCCUGUGGAUCCCAGAGGCUCACAAGCAUUCAUUGAACUUGACCAUGUUGUCUCGUCGUUUAGGGAAUCAUUUCCUAGCCACCUCAGAAACCCGAUUGUCGACAAUGUGGUAGAUAACCAUCUAUAUACGACGUGCAUGAUGUCCCAUGUCGCCACGAUCAUAUUGCACGACCCCCAUGCUGAAGUUUGCCAGUCUGGUUGUAUAUCUGCUCUUAAGAUCCUCACGGCAGCGAGGGCCAUCCUAGAUCACAUCUAUGCUGUCUGGUCGACGAGCUUUGAUAUAACCCUCCUUGAUUCCUUCUGUUCCCUCUGCUGGUUUUUUUCCGGUCGUGUUCUGGUGCGAUUCCUACGGGCCGCCUUAGAUGCGAGAAGUCUUGAUCAAAUUUCUACUAUACGAGCAGAGAUUGACUUUAUCCACUCGGCCAUUGCUAAAGUAGGCCAACGUGUACCCCUUGCUCAUCGGUAUGCGAAGAUGCUUGAAGAUAUGAUUGUUAAACAGUGUGGCCCUGCAUCUGGAUAUCCAGCACAGAUCACCUUUCCGCAUUCCUUGCACCUAGAUGACUUGCACACUCUGUUCGAAGAGAGCAACAACCCAGUCAACGAUGUCACCCUACGCGAGACUGUACCAUUUAACUUGCCUCUAACUUAA
This is a messenger RNA of Laccaria bicolor S238N-H82, 2193 nucleotides long. RefSeq lists its product as uncharacterized. The transcript has 15 exons. Gene Ontology annotation, biological process: regulation of DNA-templated transcription; DNA-templated transcription. Gene Ontology annotation, molecular function: DNA binding; zinc ion binding; DNA-binding transcription factor activity, RNA polymerase II-specific. The coding region runs from base 1 to 2193 and encodes 730 amino acids. Gene Ontology annotation, cellular component: nucleus. NCBI's taxonomy places the organism in Eukaryota, Fungi, Basidiomycota, Agaricomycetes, Agaricales, Hydnangiaceae. The record is from RefSeq and is a predicted model, not a curated record.